GCUCCACCAUCGCUGCAACGGCUGGAGUCGGGACGCUGGAAAGCGACUUAGAGGAGAGUGUACUCGCCGACGGCGGCCGCCGCCACAGUGAAUCGCGGGGAGUAGCAACCGAAGACGGCGGCCGCCUCACCGGCCAUCGCGUGUGGAGGAUAAACGGCCGGCACGGCCAUCGCGGCGACCAAUCCAGGGAAAGAGUUAGCGAAGGCCAGAGCUUUAGUCGUAGCGAAGACAGGGAAGGAAUCCGUGAAGGCAGCGACCACCGCUGCAGGGUACCGACGGGAAGAGCAAGUGAAGACGUCCGCUUCUCCCGCAAUGACUCAAGAAGGGUCAGUGAAGACCUGGGCCCCUGUCGCAGUGUCUCUCAGGAGAGGGUCAGGGGAGACCGUGGCCACCGUCCCAGCAACUCUUGGGAGAGAGUAAGGGGAGACCGCAGCAGCGACGUGAGUUUAAGUGAAGUCGGAAGCCACCCCACUAGUGACUCCGGGGGAACGGUCAGAGAAGACCGCGGCCUCCAUCUCAGUGGGACUUGGGAGGGAGUCAGGGAGCUCCGGGGUCCCCGAAACAGCGACUCCGGGGAGAGAGGCAGUGACGACCACAGCCGCCGCCUCAGUGGCUCUUGGGAGGGCGGAAGUGUGGAUGGCGGCCGCAGCCUCAGCAGUUCCUGGGAGGAGGGGGUGAGUGAAGACCGCGGCUACGUGGCCAGCGACUCCUCCGUCGUGAGCGUCAGCGAAGACGCCAGCCGCCGCCGCUUCUGGGAGAGAGAAAGCGAAGACGAAGGUUCCCGCUGCCGGGGCUCCUGGGAGAGAACGACGGAGGACGGCGUCCCCGGGCCUAGCGACGACGAGGAAGACAGCCGCUGCUGCACUGGCUCGUGGGUGACAGCGACCGAAGACCGCCGCAGCAGCAGGGCCCUGGACUCGACUGCUCCCCGGAGUCCGAGGGGUCGCACCAUGCCCGGGGUGUCCGGUUCAGGCCCCUCCACCUUCUGCACGGAGACUGCGACCCCGUUAGGUGCCAGGAAGAAAGUGCAUUUUGGUAGCAUACAUGAUGCAGUACGCGCUGGAGAUGUAAAACAGCUUUCAAAAAUAGUAGAACGUGGUGCCAGCAUUAAUGAAGUUGACGUUCUCCAUAAAUUUACCCCUUUACACUGGGCAGCACAUUCUGGCAGUUUGGAGUGUCUUCAUUGGCUCCUCUGGCGUGGAGCUGAUCUCUCACAAGCAACCAUGAGAGGUUGGACAGCAGCUCACAUAGCUGCCAUCAGGGGACAGGAUGCUUGCAUGCAGACUCUUAUAAUUAAUGGAGCCAAUCUGGCAGCUCAAGAUGAUCGUGGAUGCACUCCUUUACACCUUGCGACAACACACGGACAUUCUUUCACUUUACAAAUAAUGCUCCGAAGUGGAGUGGAUCCCAGCGUGACUGAUAAGAGAGAGUGGAAACCUGUGCAUUAUGCAGCUUUUCAUGGGCGGCUUGGCUGUCUGCAACUUCUCAUUAAAUGGGGAUGUAGCAUAGAAGAUGUGGACUACAAUGGAAACCUUCCAGUUCACUUAGCAGCCAUGGAAGGCCACCUUCACUGUUUUAAAUUCCUACUCAGUAGAAUGAGCAGUGCCUCCCAAGCUUUGAAAGCCUUCAACGAUAAUGGAGAAAAUGUAUUGGACCUAGCCCAGAGGUUCUUUAAGCAGAACAUUUUACAGUUUAUCCAGGGGGCUGAGUAUGAAGGAAAUGAUCCAAAAGAUCAAGAAACUUUAGCAUUUCCAGGUCAUGUGGCUGCCUUUAAGGGUGAUUUGGAAAUGCUUAAGAAAUUAAUAGAAGAUGGAGUAAUCAAUAUUAAUGAACGUGAUAAUAAUGGAUCAACUCUUAUGCAUAAAGCUGCUGGGCAAGGCCACAUAGAGUGUUUGCAGUGGCUAAUUAAAAUGGGAGCAGACAGUAAUAUUACCAACAAAGCAAGAGAGAAACCCAGUGAUGUGGCUAAGAGGUUUGCCCAUUUAGCAGCAGUAAAGCUAUUGGAAGGACUACAGAAAUAUGAUACAGAUGAUGAGAGUGAAGUUGAUGAAAAUGAUAUUAAGUUUUUCAUAAGACAUGGUGUUGAGGGAAGCACUGAUGCCAAGGAUGAUAUAGGUCUCAGUGAGUCGGAUAAAACAGAUGCCAGAGUGAGAGCUUAUAAGAAAAUUGUAGAAUUGAGACACCUCCUGGAAAUUGCAGAGAGCAACUAUAAACACUUGGGAGGCAUAACAGAAGAAGAUCUAAAGCAGAAGAAAGAACAGCUUGAGUCUGAAAAGACUAUCAAAGAGCUGCAGGGCCACCUAGAGUAUGAACGACUACGCAGAGAAAAAUUAGAAUGUCAGCUGGAUGAGUAUCGAGCAGAGGUGGAUCAACUCAGGGAGAUGCUGGAAAAAACUCAGGUUCCCAACUUUGCGGCUGUGGAAGAUGACCCUCCUUGUGAGUCAAGCAAAGAGAAGAGGCGAGUGAAGAAAAAGGUGUCUUCUGGGGGAGUUUUUGUGAAAAGUAUUUGCUUUAUUGCUGUUGUGGAAGUGGACCUGCAAUACCUCUGAGGUAUGCCUGUAUUUGAGACCUAAAUAUAUGAGGAUAAACUAAGAAGCAAAAAUGUUAGUCACAGAACUAUCACCUUAUUUGUAUAAAGUCCUUAGGAUAUCAUAGUUAAAACUUUAAAUAUAUUUUGCAAAAGGAAAAACCAACUGGGUUUAUAAUAUGAACUGGCACCAAUAUUAAAGGAGAUGGCAGAAAUGCUUGUUGGGUAACACUGAAUGCUAUAUGCAUAGGGACUAAGGGGUAGAAAGAGAAAUAAGAUGAUAUUUAUAGCUCAGAAAUUAGCUAGGAGAGAAUUUGUUGAUUUCCUUGUUUAUCUCCUUUAUCUGGCCAAGAAGUUAGAGAAUAUAGGCUGCUUAGAACAGCAAAUGGGACCUUCGCGUCUACUGAAUUAUAAUCAAGAGUGAUGUCUCUUAUGUUAGACUGUAGACCGAGUGACUUCUUAACCUUUAAGAAAAGGACUAGGCUGAGUCAGAAAGCUAGGUUUUACUCAGCCACAGAGAUUAAUUAAUGAUCACAAUUUAGGAUUACUGAGAGGUAAACAGUAGUUAUGAGUAUGGAAUUUAGAAUCCAGGUUGACAUCUGGCUCUACCACUUUUUAGUUGUGUGACCUUAACUUCCUUCUGCCUCACUUUCCAAAUUGGUAGAAUGGGAAUAGAGUGCCUACCUCACACAGAGGCUGAUAUGAGGAUUAAAUAAAUUAACAGACAAAAAAGGCAAAUAAAACAGUAUCUAACAUAAAAAUUUUUUAUUUGACUGAACCUAGGCAUUCAUUAAAUACUAAUUGUGAAUCCUUGUCUUCUUAAAAAAAUAGUUCUCUUCCAUAUAAAAAUAAUUUAGUUAAAAAAAAGUAUGCUACCUGGAAAGCUUGAUUCUGACUCAGAAGUCACAGCUCAGGUACUCCCCUCCACCUGGUAGCAGCUUCCCCCAAAGUACUGGUUAACUAUAACAGCUAUGAGGAAAUCAUGGAAUCUAUAGGGCUAGCUUGUUGAAGUCCAAACUUAUAAAAUGAUACAUAUAAAGGCAGUUACAUAAGCCAUGAGAGCUAUACAGAAGAGAAACUUUUACAUAGCAGCUUACAUUUUUGGUAAAUUCUGUGGUUGCCUCCAUAAGUUUCUUUUCUUGAUCUGUAAACUAAACGAUAUGGUUUAUCAAGAGGUUAAAAAAAAGACUAAAAGGAAUUAAAAAGGAGUAAGUGCAAAAAAGUACAUUUAAAAGCAUAUUACCAUAUCUGUUACUCUGCUCCUUUCUAGGUUGAUAUCCAGUUUAUUAUCUGCUCUGAUUCGACUGGUUUCAUUCUUUAAAGAAAAAAAAAAAUUAAGAAAGUGAUCUUGUAAUGAAUAUUUGUUCUGAAAUUAAUGAACUAUUCUGAAGUGGGGAAAAAAGUUUCACUUACUAUCAGUUGUUGCUUAACUUGUUCUAAUUCAAUUUUCAUUUUCUAGGUAUAAAGAAAGAUCACACACAAUUGGUGUUAAAUCAAAGUCCAUAUUAUGAUUUAUUAAAAAAAAUCUGAAACCUUGCAUAAGCAAAAAUUGGACAUUCUGUGGAUUUCUAAUACAUUAUCUGAUAAAGAAUAAAGACAAAAAAAGAACUAAUAGUUCAUCGUAUUCAGAAAAUAAUUACGAACAUAACAUUAGACAAUGUAUUUAUGUUUCAAUACAGUAGUCCCCCCUGAUCCACUGGGGAUAUGUUCCAAGACCCCAAGUGGAUGAAACCUCGAAUAGUACUGAACCCUAUAUGUACUAUGUUUUUUCUUAUACUAAUGGGUAGGUAGCAUAUACAGUGUGGAUACACUGGACAAAGAGAUGAUUCAUGUCCUGGGGGGAAUGGAGUGGGACGGUGAAAGAUUUCAUCAUGCUACUCAGAUCAGUGUGACAUAAACAUAUGAAUUGUUUAUUUCUGGAAUUUUCCACUUAAUAUUUUCAGACUGCAGUUGACCACAAGUAACUAAAACUGUGGAAAGCGAAAAUGCAGAUAAAGGGGGACCUACUGUAUUCUACUUAAAAAUAAAAAAAGAUUGAUAUUCUAAAUUUUAAAAUAUUUUAAGCUAGUGGGUAACAACAAAGUUCUGACUGAAUUACAGAAACAUUUUUCUCUUAAGUGACAAAAUAAUUAUUACAGAACCAAAAAAAUGGAAAAUGCUACAUUACUGUCAGUUCUGAGAACAUUAUUCUGAACUACACUAGAAAUUUAAUAAAAUAUAUGUAGAUCAAAGAUUUCCUUUUAUGUGACCUGUUUAAGAUACAACUGUCAUUCUUUAGUAUGCAAGAAACUAUGAUGUAUACAUAGAUUAGGUAUGGUUAAACAUGUAUAGUUUUAUCUAAAAACUUGCUAAUAAUUAUUUAAUAACCACAUGAAAUUGUUUUGGGGUCCUAUUCUUCACCAAGUAGAAUACUUAUGAAAUCAGUUAUUUUAUUAGUAAUAAAUUGAGACUUGCAUCACCUGGUUCUCUGCUCGCAGAUUUGCAAAUUCACUUUUCUCUAGGAUGACCAUGUCUUUCCUGAUGGAGUCCAAAUGAGCCAUUAACUGUUGUACUGUUAUUUCCUAAAAUGAAAAAUUAAAAUAACUGAGUGAUGCCAUCCCAUUGCAUGGAAUUGUUCAUGAAAAUUUUAAAAAAUUAUUGUCUUGCUACAAGGUAUAAUGUUGCUUGGCUAAGUAAAAAACAAAACAAAUGAAACCUAUAUAUCUGAAAUAUCAAAAUUAAAAGAAGUAGGAGAUUCAAGGAAGAAAAAGUAUUUCCCAGUGAAGAGAAACACAUGUCUAGGUCUUUUCAAUGAAAGAAUCCCAAUUAAAUUCUUACUUAACCUCCAAGAGCUCCUCAGCAAAUACUCUUUUUUUUUUGUUUAUUUAUUUUAAAAAUAUCUACGUGGGAAAGUUUUUAUCUUU
Molecule: messenger RNA, 5430 nt
Organism: Delphinapterus leucas (beluga whale)
Lineage: Eukaryota; Metazoa; Chordata; Mammalia; Artiodactyla; Monodontidae
Gene: ANKRD42
Product: ankyrin repeat domain 42
Cellular component (GO): nucleus
Molecular function (GO): NF-kappaB binding
Source: RefSeq, a predicted model, not a curated record